This is a messenger RNA of Rotaria sp. Silwood2, 3912 nucleotides long. NCBI's taxonomy places the organism in Eukaryota, Metazoa, Rotifera, Eurotatoria, Philodinida, Philodinidae. The record is from the annotation of a GenBank genome assembly.
AUGUCAACAGUUCAACCACCAACAGUUUCUUCAAUUCCUGCACUUCAUGCUUUUGAUUCUCGCACAAGUACCUGGCAAUCUUAUCGAGAUCGAAUUAGUUUUUAUUUUCAAGCAAAUCGUAUUCACACGGAUGAAGAUAAAAAAGCGCUCUUUCUUUGGUCUGUUGGUGACACCACAUAUAAUCUACUAGAAUCAUUGAUAUCACCACGAUCGUUAACUGGUGAGGAUACAAUGUUCACCGAUUUAAUCAAGUUGUUAGAUACUCAUUAUGAUGCAACAAAGAACAUUAUGACGUCCACAUAUGAUUUCUACUCCUGUUAUCAAAAAUCAGGACAAACAUUCGCUGAAUGGAAAGCUGAAUUAUGUGAAAAACUACGCCAUUGUGGAUUUACUACAUCUGCUUUAAAAGAUAAACCACAAGACCGUGCACUUCGAGAUAUGUAUGUUAUUGGAAUUAAAAGUCAAAAAAUUCGACAAGCAUUACUCAAGGACCAAGAUCCUGACUUAGAAACAACAGAAAAAAUUAUCCAAUUAGCUGAACGCUUAGAAGAAGAUGUUCGCCACUUUGGCAAUCCAAUUAAACAUGAUGAUUAUGCAGUGGCGAAGCUACACAAUUUUCAACCCAAACGACAAAAACAGCCACAAAAUAAAUCAUUUGUAAAAAAUGAAUAUAAACCAUGUGAAACAUGUGGUUCAACGAGACAUCUUCGAUCAAAAUGCCGAUAUCGUGAGUUUAUUUGUAACUUUUGCAAAAAAACCGGUCAUUUAGAAAAAGUAUGUCGACAAAAGAAAAAUGAAAAACCUUCUACAAAACAUAUUGCAACGAUUUAUAAAUUGAAUUGUUCAAAUCAAACAAAUCAAUCCAUUAAACAUUCAUCAACAAUUCCAUUAAAAGUCAACAGUUAUGAUUUUACCUUUGAGCUUGAUACCGGAACAUUUAAUACCAUUAUUAGUAUGGAGGAUUGGUACAAAUUAGGAUCACCGACCAUUCAUCCAUCUAAUUUGAAAUUAAAAUGUUACAGUGGUAAUGCUCUUAAGAUUAAAGGUGAAUGUAAUGUUAAAGUACAAUACCAAAACCAAUAUUAUGAUCUAUCUAUGAUUGUUAUUUAUGGUGCAAGUCCACCUCUUCUUGGUCUUCAAUGGAUUAACAUAAUGCAACUCGACUUAAAUCAACUCAUUCAUGCACAACAUUCUGUUCAACAUUCAAUUCACAAGAUUUAUACCUCCUCAAAACUUCAAACAACCUUGCAAAAGCACAAAAAUGUAUUAAACAAAGAACUUGGACAUUGCACUAAAGUUCAAGCUCAUAUUCAACUUAAACCUGAUGCAACACCGAAGUUUUUCAAACCACGACCAAUACCAUUUGCAUAUCUUGAUGGUGUAAAAGAAGAAAUUCAAAGGAACGUCGAAGCUGGUAUUCUUGAACGUAUUGAUACUUCUCUUUGGGCAGCACCAAUAGUUCCUGUGAAAAAACCAAACGGUAAAAUUCGAAUAUGCGGUGAUUUCAAGGUGACAAUUAAUCCUCAAAUAUUAAUUGAUCAACAUCCGAUUCCAUCGAUUGAAGAACUUCUUGCACGACUCAAUAACGGACAGAAAUUUACUAAAUUGGAUUUAUCCGAUGCUUAUCUUCAAGUUGAAUUGGAUGAACCAAGUAAAAAUUUAGUUAUUAUUAAUACACCACUAGGUUUAUUCCGUUAUAAUCGAAUGCCAUUCGGUAUUUCAAAUGCACCUGCAAUUUUCCAAAGAAUUAUUGAUCAAGUUAUUGCUGGUAUUCCAAACUGUGUUGCUUAUCUUGAUGAUAUAUUAUUAACUGGUGCAAACGAAGAAGAACAUUUACAAACACUUGAAAUGGUUCUUCUGAGACUUUCGGAAUUCGGUUUUAGGUGCAAUCCCGAAAAAUGCUUAUUUUUUCAAGAUGAAGUUUCAUAUCUUGGAUUUAUUAUCGACAAGAACGGCAAACGUCCAGAUCCAAAACGUGUAGAAGCUAUUAAAAAUAUGCCUGCACCCAAGAAUGUCAAAGAACUUGAAGCUUUUAUUGGUAAAGUCAAUUAUUACGGAAAAUUUAUUUCAAAUUUUUCUGACAAAUGCAAGUUGUUAAACCAUUUACGUAAGAAAAAUACUCCGUGGAAAUGGAGUCAAGAAUGUCAAAAAGCAUUCAACAAUCUGCUGCAAGAAAUUGUCAAUACAACAACAUUAGCACAUUUUGAUGCUCAAUUACCAAUUAUCUUAGCAACAGACGCUUCACAUUAUGGCAUUGGAGCUGUAAUUAUGCAUCGAUAUCCUGAUGGUUCUGAACGACCAAUUGCACACGCUUCUAAAACUUUAACUGCUGCUGAACGUAAUUACAGUCAAAUUGAAAAAGAAGCACUUUCAAUUAUUUAUGGUGUUAAAAAGUUUCACCAAUAUCUAGCUGGUAGAUCAUUUGAACUCAAUACUGAUCAUCAACCUCUUUUAGCGAUUUUUAAUCCAACUAAAGGUAUUCCAGUUGCAACAGCAAAUCGACUUCAAAGAUGGGCAAUUUGUCUUAUGGGAUACAAUUAUAAUAUUCGUUAUAAACCCACUCGAUCGCAUGCUAAUGCCGAUGCAUUAUCACGAUUACCAAUUGGAUAUGAUAAUUCUUUUAUUGACAACGAUGCUGAACAAAUUAAUUACAUUCAAACACAACUUAUUGAACAAUGGCCACUAAAGCCAACUGAAAUUGCACUAGCGAUUUCAAACGAUAAAACACUUAAAUUGGUAAGAGAUUUUACUCUCACCACAUGGCCUUCUUCAUUUUCUAGGUCGAAGAAUCCUGAAUUAGUUCCGUAUUAUAACAAUCGUCAUUCAUUGUCGGUUAUAAAUGGUUGUAUUUUAAAAGAUACUCAAGUGAUUAUUCCGAAACAAUUACAUGGUCGAGUACUUCAUAUGCUACAUCGUGCUCAUCUUGGUACAAUUAAAAUGAAACAAUUAGCCCGAGCUCAUUGCUGGUGGCCAAAAAUGGAUAAAGAUAUUCUAGAUAUUACAAAGUCCUGUACAAUAUGUGCACAACUACAACCACUACCUAAACCACAAUUCAAAUCAUGGGAAGAACCAAAACAAGUAUGGUCUCGUUUACAUAUGGAUUUUGCUGGACCAAUUUGGAAUUCAAAAUGGCUGAUACUAAUUGAUGCAAAAUCAAAAUUUCCAAUUGUAGCUGAUAUGAAAAAUGAUACAACAGCAAAAAGCCUUUGUGAUGCUUUAGAAAAAGUAAUUGAUUGGUUCGGUCCUCCCGAAACAUUAGUUUCUGAUAAUGGUCCACCAUUUAAUAGUUAUGAAAUGAACCAAUUUUAUGAUAAGUAUGGUAUUAAUCAUAUAACAACAGCGCCGUAUCAUCCAGCUAGUAAUGGCUUAGCCGAACGAUUUGUUCGUUCAUUUAAAGAAGCAAUGUUAAAAGAACAACAAAUGGGACAAACAAAUAAAUUUACUGCAUUAAGAAAUGUAUUACGAAGUUAUCGUUGGACUCCACAUACUACAACUGGUACUUCACCGGCAAACAUGUUGUUACAACAUCAAAUCAGAACUGAAUUAGACAUAAUGAAACCUCAUGAAUCAAUUAAAUCACAACAACAAACAAAAUAUGCUGUUGGACAGUUAGUUUGGACAUUGAAGCACCAACUUAAUAAACGACCCCAAUGGCAACAGGCAAUCAUUACGAAAAAUAUCAGUUCAAUGAUUUAUGAAAUUCAAUUACGUGAUGGACAACGUUAUAAACGUCAUCAAAAUCAACUUCGUCCUCGUUAUUCUUCAAAUACUCAAUCAUCCGAAAUAGGCAGUCUACCUGAUGAUUUAUUAAAUACAAAAUUGCAAUCAAAGACUACUACGUUUUCACAUUCAUCAUCACCGAGGUAUCGUCCUCGUCGAAAUCGAAAACCACCUGAUCGUUACACACCUUAG